GUCAAUCCCAGCCCCAGUUGACGCUAUAUCCACAAUCACUGUUAUGUAAAAGUUUGGGUCUGAUGAGAUUUACCGAAAAGAAUUCUUUACCCUGAAAUGAUUUCUGCUAUUGAUUCAUAUUAAUGAAAUGGGAAUCAUUGCUUUGCUGAAGAUCAGCAUUGCCCGUGAUUCAUUGAAACUCCUAAAUGAGUAUCUGAAGUUCAAUACUCGGCUGGAAGAAUCCAGGGUCGAAUUGGAAUUCCUCAAUGAAUGCGUACAGGCAAACCGCUAUCCAAAGCACUUUUGGAAGGAAAUACGGCGGUGUGGCCUCUACCCAAACGCAAAAACCUUGAAGAGACAUGCACUCAAUUAUGUGGAUACCAUCCGCGUUAAGAUGUCGGAGCUGGAGAGAUUCAUUUCACAAAGAUUAACAGCUGUGUUAUGCCUGCCUGAAGACUUGAGACAGCCUUUUGAGGAUUAUGUAGAACUGGUUAAACAGAAAAUGGGAGUACGGAAACAAA
This is a messenger RNA of Dicrocoelium dendriticum, 500 nucleotides long. Lineage: Eukaryota; Metazoa; Platyhelminthes; Trematoda; Plagiorchiida; Dicrocoeliidae. The record is from the annotation of a GenBank genome assembly.